Adineta steineri is the source of this 864-nucleotide messenger RNA. NCBI's taxonomy places the organism in Eukaryota, Metazoa, Rotifera, Eurotatoria, Adinetida, Adinetidae. The record is from the annotation of a GenBank genome assembly.
AUGGAUGAAAAUUUUCAUCGAUUACAAAGUAAUGAAAAGCAUCAAAGCAACAAUAUGGAACAACCUCUCGAUUUAACUAAAACAAAUACAAAAAUUCCAUUUACAAUUGAAUAUUUAACAUCAAAUAUUCCGUAUCAAAAACCUAAAUCAGUAUUUUCUAAUCAACAAUUACCAUUAAUUCCAUUAGAAAAUAAACCAUCGUAUUUUAAUUCAAAAUUAAAUGAACAUGUUGUACCUAAUGUUUGUAGUCCAUCAAUAAAUACUGGUAAUUCAUUAGAAAUAGUCAAUGGUGGACAUGGGAUUAAAAAUCCAUUAUUUGAUUGUGCAACAGAAGCACUACAAAUUAAAUACGCUAAUGCAAUAAAUCAUGGUGCUGAAUUUAUAUGUGGUUUAUGUCUAAAAGGUUUUAAACUUCAACGUCUUCUUAACCGACAUUUAAAGAAUCAUAGUCAAUUAAAACGAUAUUUAUGUACAUUUUGUGGUAAAGGUUUUAAUGAUACAUUUGAUCUUAAACGACAUACACGAACACAUACAGGUGUUCGUCCAUUCAAAUGUGACCAGUGUGACAAAGCUUUUACACAACGUUGUAGUCUUGAAUCUCAUCAACGAAAAGUUCAUGAAUUAAACCAUGCAUUUGGUUAUAAAAUUCGUCGAAAUAAAUUAUAUGUAUGUGAAGAUUGUGGACAUACAUCAACUGAUCCAACAAGCCAUUAUGAACAUAUUAAAAAAUUUCAUCCAUAUUCACCACUUGUUCAUCGAUAUUAUGAUAAAAGACAAUUUAAAUUUAAUUCAAAUUCAUCUUUAUCUGUUAAAAGUUCAUCAGAUAGAUCGUUUCUAUCAGAUGAUGAUCAUCAUAUUCAAUAA